Molecule: messenger RNA, 1840 nt
Organism: Ctenocephalides felis (cat flea)
Lineage: Eukaryota; Metazoa; Arthropoda; Insecta; Siphonaptera; Pulicidae
Product: ATP-binding cassette sub-family G member 1-like
Exons: 10
Coding region: 21-1838 (605 amino acids)
Cellular component (GO): plasma membrane
Molecular function (GO): ABC-type transporter activity; ATP hydrolysis activity; ATP binding
Source: RefSeq, a predicted model, not a curated record
AUAAUGAUUUGAGUACUUUAAUGAGAUUGACAGGACGACACACUGUGGAUAUGGAUUUUGAAAAUUUAACGUACUCUGUUAGUGAUAGGAAACAAGGAAGACGAAAUAUUCUCAAAGGUGUAAGUGGAAGCUUUCGUGCUGGUGAAGUGACCGCAGUCCUUGGUCCUUCCGGAGCCGGAAAGACAACAUUGGUCAAUAUUCUUAGUGGAUUAAUUACAUCAGGAUCAACAGGAUGCAUCCGAACAAACGGAGUCGCAAGGGAAAUGAAACGUUUCCGGAAAAUGUCCAGUUACAUAAUGCAGGACGAUCUGUUACAGCCACGACUCACAGUUCGAGAAUCUAUGGAAAUAGCAGUCGAACUGAAACUUGGACAUUCAGUGGAUGAAAAAGACAAAGCGGCUGUGGUGCACGAGGUGACAUCGUCCUUGGGCUUGAAAUCUUGCAUGAACACCAGGUCUGAAAAUUUAUCGGGCGGGCAGAGGAAAAGAUUGUCCGUGGCCUUAGAGUUGGUCAGCAACCCGCCUGUUAUAUUCUUAGACGAACCAACGACUGGUUUAGACAUAGUAGCCAUCAAAAAUAUGGUGAACCUACUGCGCAUGCUGGCUGGCCAGGGCCGGACAAUUAUUUGCACCAUACAUCAGCCCACCGCUUCCCUUUUGAGCUUUUUCAACCGUCUAUAUGUGGUAGCAGACGGUUACUGUGUGUAUCAAGGAUCUCCCUCAAGAUUGGUGCCCUUUAUGAGCAAUGUUAACCUCCAAUGUCCUAUCACUCACAAUCCUGCAGAUUUCGUAAUCGAAGUUCUUCAUUUGGACAAGGAAAACAUCAAAACUAUGUCUCGAGCUAUUGCAAACGGAAAACAAUCAGAAAUUGAACAUAAUGAUAAUUCCAUUGAAGUUUCAGACAUGAUUUCAAGAUCAAAUAAAACAGAAAACUUUGAAAUAGAUUUUUAUUCGACAUUUAAUACCCAAUUUAGAGUUCUUCUCAAGAGACGAUUGAUACAGAUCUCUAGAAAUACUACGUCGCUGUGGAUCCAACUAAUCCAUCAUAUUAUAUCGGCCGUUCUAAUCGGUGGAAUAUUUUUCGAUAUCGGCCAAGAUGCUAAUAUGAUAUUUGUUAAUUUCAAAUUUUAUAUAUGUGUUAUGGUAUUUUAUCUUUACACAUACAUUAUGGUACCAGUUUUAUUAUUUCCAAUGGAAAUAAAAUUGCUCAAACGUGAAUAUUUCAAUCGUUGGUACGGUUUGAAAUCCUUUUAUGCAUCUCUAUCUGUUGCCACUUUACCAACCUUGAUACCAAUGACUGCUCUAUUUGCAGCUAUAACUUAUUUCAUGACAAACCAACCGAUAGAAGUUAGUAGAUUUGGCUGGUUCUUUGCGUUUUGUCUCCUGAUUAGCAUUUGCUCCGAAAGCAUUGGUUUGACCGUUGGAUCAAUAUUCAAAAUAACGAAUGGCUCCAUAGUUGCACCAUCGACCGUAGCACCUUUGCUAGCCCUGUGCGUCUACGGCAUGGGCUACGGACAAGCAGUGGGCCCCCUGAUGACCACGAUAAUGAACAUGUCAUUCUUAAGAUUUGCCAUCGUCGGACUAACAACAAAUGUUUACAAUGACAGACCUAUAUUAUCUUGUUCAAACAACGCUGAUUAUUGCCAUUAUCGAAACCCAAAAUUGUUUUUAAGAGACCUUGGAAUGGAGCAAAGUGUUUUCUAUGUUCAAGUCAUAGGACUAGCUUCAUUUGCAGUAUUUUUCAAAAUAAUUGCGUUUUCGGCAUUGAGAUUUAGAUUGACAACUGAAUUUUCUAAUAAGAUUUUAAAUUAUAUAGCAAAAGUACUUAGACGAAAGUAAAA